Messenger RNA from Pteronotus mesoamericanus, 297 nucleotides. It is a transcript of the gene SPATA45, whose product is annotated as spermatogenesis associated 45. Bases 1 to 297 code for a protein of 98 amino acids. Lineage: Eukaryota; Metazoa; Chordata; Mammalia; Chiroptera; Mormoopidae. The transcript has 2 exons. The record is from RefSeq and is a predicted model, not a curated record.
AUGUCAUCUAUAAACAGAACCAAUGAAAGAAUUACAAAAAUUAAAGACGACAUGCAACAUCUCCUGAAGGAAAUAAAUGAAAAGCGUGAGUCCAACUGCUUGGUGGAAAGAAGCAAUCAAGUCAGCUUAUUGAGACCUCAGAAGAGGCACUUCAGUGGUGCCUGUAAUUCCUGUAGUCACACCCAAACCAAAGAGCCUGUUCCCGACAGUGGCAGGAGCUCCUGGGUCAAACUGAGCGUCCUUGUUCACACGGAGAAAAGGCACUUUCCACCAAAGAAUAAUGCUAUAUUUGGAUAA